Cyprinus carpio (common carp) is the source of this 2202-nucleotide messenger RNA. Its product is annotated as WD repeat-containing protein 48-like. The record is from RefSeq and is a predicted model, not a curated record. The transcript has 19 exons. Gene Ontology annotation, molecular function: ubiquitin binding. NCBI's taxonomy places the organism in Eukaryota, Metazoa, Chordata, Actinopteri, Cypriniformes, Cyprinidae. Bases 82 to 2112 code for a protein of 676 amino acids. Gene Ontology annotation, biological process: protein deubiquitination; double-strand break repair via homologous recombination.
UCGCUCGUUCGGCUCACGCCUCGAGCGCGCGCCGGCACUUCUUGGCGUAACGGAAGUGACAUCACGACGUCAACAUGCAAGAUGGCGACGCAUCACAGGCAGAAUGCAGCGGGGCGCAGGAAAGUGCAGGUGUCAUACGUGAUCAGAGACGAGGUGGAGAAAUAUAAUCGUAAUGGAGUCAAUGCACUACAGCUGGAUCCAGCACUUAACCGGCUCUUCACCGCCGGACGAGACUCCAUCAUCAGGAUAUGGAGCAUUAACCAGCACAAGGAUCCGUACAUUGCAUCGAUGGAGCAUCACACAGACUGGGUCAAUGACAUCGUCCUCUGCUGCAACGGCAAAACACUGAUAUCAGCGUCGUCAGACACUACGGUGAAGGUCUGGAACGCACACAAGGGCUUCUGCAUGUCAACACUGCGAACACAUAAGGACUAUGUUAAAGCAUUGGCAUACGCUAAAGACAAAGAGCUGGUGGCUUCUGCAGGACUGGACAGACAGAUCUUUCUCUGGGAUGUGAACACACUGACCGCGCUGACCGCGUCCAAUAACACCGUCACUACAUCUUCUCUCAGCGGAAACAAGGACUCCAUCUACAGUCUGGCCAUGAAUCAGAUGGGGACGGUUAUAGUGUCAGGAUCCACUGAAAAGGUUCUGAGAGUGUGGGACCCGCGAACCUGUGCCAAACUGAUGAAGCUGAAAGGACACACGGACAACGUUAAAUCACUGCUGCUCAACAGAGACGGGACUCAGUGUCUCUCGGGGAGCUCAGACGGGACGAUCCGGCUCUGGUCUCUGGGUCAGCAGCGCUGUAUCGCCACGUACCGCGUUCACGACGAGGGCGUCUGGGCGCUGCAGGUCAACGAGGCCUUCACACACGUGUACUCCGGAGGCCGCGACCGGAAGAUCUACUGUACAGACCUGCGCAGUCCUGACAUCCGUGUGCUGAUCUGUGAGGAGAACGCUCCCGUGCUGAAGAUGGAGCUGGACCGGUCAGCUGAUCCGCAUUCGGCCAUCUGGGUUUCCACCACGAAGUCCACGGUUAAUAAGUGGUCUCUGAAGGGUAUCCAUAAUUUCCGAGCGUCUGGUGAUUAUGACAAUGACUGCAGCGCUCCGCUGACGCCGCUGUGCACGCAGACAGAGCAAGUGAUCAAAGGUGGCGCCAGUAUAAUUCAGUGCCACAUUCUGAACGACAAGCGACACAUUCUGACCAAAGACACCAACAAUAACGUGGCGUACUGGGAUGUGCUGAAGGCCUGUAAAGUUGAAGACUUGGGCAAGAUGGAGUUUGACGAAGAGAUCAAGAAAAGGUUCAAGACGGUUUAUGUGCCGAACUGGUUUUCGGUGGAUCUGAAGACAGGGAUGCUGACGAUAACGCUGGACGAGAGCGACUGCUUUGCAGCCUGGGUUUCUGCUAAAGACGCUGGCUUCACCAGCCCUGACGGAUCCGACCCGAAACUGAAUCUGGGCGGACUGCUGCUGCAGGCUCUGCUGGAGUACUGGCCUCGCACUCACAUCAACCCCUCGGACGACGAGACCGAACUCAAUCACGGGAGCGUGAACGGCGAGCACGAGAGCCGGAUACAGAAAGGAAACGGAUAUUUCCAGGUGCCGCCGCACACUCCGGUGAUCUUCGGCGAAGCGGGAGGGAGGACGUUAUUCAGGCUGCUGUGUCGAGACUCCGGCGGAGAAACGGAGUCCAUGUUACUGAACGAGACGGUCCCGCAGUGGGUCAUCGACAUCACAGUGGACAAAAACAUGCCCAAAUUCAACAAAAUCCCGUUCUACCUCCAGCCCCAUUCGUCCUCCGGAGCAAAAACAUUAAAGAAGGAUCGUCUGUCGGCCAGUGACAUGUUACAGGUGAGGAAGGUGAUGGAGCACGUGUACGAGAAGAUCAUAAACCUGGACAGCGAGUCGCAGACGGGCGCUGCGUCCGCAGAGAAGCCCAGCGAGCAGAAGGAGGAGGAGGACAUGGCAGUGCUAGCGGAGGAGAAGAUCGAGCUGCUCUGUCAAGACCAGGUUCUGGAUCCCAACAUGGAUCUGCGGACGGUGAAGCACUUCAUCUGGAAGAGCGGCGGCGAUCUGACGCUCCAUUAUCGGCAGAAAUCCACGUGAGGUCGCGCCCCGUUUGAGGAAACUCACUUCACAUUCAAAGCACACGCUCCCCUGCAUUUCCUGGUUCUGUCUGACAUCAUCUUCCUCUUA